AUGGACGGAUCGUCUGUGAGCCCCCUUCCCUGCGAGGCUCCGCUAGCGAUGAUGGAAAGCGAGAAGACGCCACCGAGAAGUCCCAGCCAGCACGACAUGCCGCCACCGCCGGACGAAAAGCGAUACGACAACGAUGACGAUCACGUCUGGAACUGUGGCGCAUGGUUCGAGUACAUACUGGUCGUGGUCGUCUCGUCGAUCCUGCUGAUCGCCGCCUCGGUGUUGACCAUCUUCUGGACGAUCUACUACCGGAAGGGCUUCAACAUGGAUGACCCGAAGCUGCAGUUCAACCUUCAUCCCGUCCUCAUGAUCGGUGGCUACAUCACGCUAUCCGGCUUCUCCAUCCUGCUCUACCGGAUCUGCCGAUGCUGCUCGCAUCUGAUCGUCAAGCUGUGUCACACCUUCUUCCACGCCUGCUCGAUACCGUGCAUAGUGAUCGGCUUCAUGGCCGUCUGGGACUCGCACAACCAGCAGCAGAUCCCGAACUUCUACUCGCUCCACUCCUGGCUCGGCUUGAUCACGAUGGGACUGUUCGCGCUGCAGUUUGUGCUGGGAUUCUUUAGCUUCCUCAUCCUGCUGUGCUGCGAGAACGCAACUUACAAGUUCCGUUCCACCAUGGUUCCGAUCCAUGCCAGCUUCGGAGUGGCCACGUUCAUGCUGGCCGUCGCUACCGCGGUCACUGGUUUGACUCAGAAGGCUCACUUUGAACUCGGUGAAAAUUAUUCCCAAACCAUCGAAGAGGGCAUCAUCAUGAACUCGAUCGGCGUCAUCCUGACCGGGCUCGGUAUCAUAAUUCCGUUCGCAGUGCGCCGCUCCAACUCGCCGGCGAACUGCAAGGUGUACGUCACCGAGCGCAUCUAA
Molecule: messenger RNA, 861 nt
Organism: Anopheles coustani
Lineage: Eukaryota; Metazoa; Arthropoda; Insecta; Diptera; Culicidae
Gene: nemy
Product: plasma membrane ascorbate-dependent reductase CYBRD1
Exons: 5
Coding region: 1-861 (286 amino acids)
Molecular function (GO): oxidoreductase activity
Source: RefSeq, a predicted model, not a curated record